UGCCUUUGAAGAUGAGACCAUGAAGCUUCGACAGCUGAAACUGGAUAACCAGAGAGCCCUGCUGGAGAAGAAGCAGCGGAAAAAGCGCCUCGAGCCGCUCAUGGUACAGCCCAAUCCAGAAGCCAGGCUGCGUCGGUCCAAGCCGAAAGGCAGUGAGGAGUACACACCUCUGGUGGAAGCGCACGCCCCUCAGAACGACGCCCCCCUGCACGGCAUCAACGGCCCCGCCACCUUCCUGAAGCCGGAUGCCCGGGCGCUGGAGGCCACGCCGCAGGUUCUCUCCGUGGGCUCGUCUGUGGCCGAAGAGGACCCUGAAGUGGCUGCUGGGAACAGCACGCCGGAGGCCACUCCCAAGCCAGACCUCCGGGAGAUUCUCCAAAAGCACGGUAUCUCAGGUAGUUUGAACUUCGAUGAGGAGGAGAGUGACAGUGAGGAAGAAGGAAAGAAACUAGAAUCCCAUCCGCCGUUUUCAGAAAAGGAGAGACCCAGUUCUGCGUCCAGCCAGAAAGCCGCCACAGACACAGGGGCGGCGGGCCCCACAGCCCAGCAGGCCGAUAGCGCGCUGGGCGAGCUGGGGAGCUUGGAGGACUUCGCAUACAGCCCUGCCCCGCGCGGCGUCACCGUCAAGUGCCGCAUAACCAGGGAUAAAAAGGGGAUGGACCGGGGCCUCUUCCCCACCUACUAUAUGCACCUGGAGAAGGAUGAGAACCGGAAGGUAUUUCUUCUUGCAGGUAGAAAGCGAAAAAAGAGCAAAACAUCCAAUUACCUGAUCUCCACCGACCCGACAGAUCUGUCUCGUGAAGGGGAGAGUUACGUUGGCAAAGUCAGAUCCAACCUCAUGGGGACCAAGUUCACGGUGUAUGACCACGGCGUCAGCCCAGUCAAGGCCCAGGGCUUGGUGGAGAAGGCCCACACGCGGCGGGAGCUGGCUGCUGUCUGCUACGAGACAAACGUGCUUGGAUUUAAAGGUCCCAGGAGAAUGUCUGUGAUCAUCCCAGGGAUGAAUCUGAAUCACGAGCGGAUCCCAUUCCGACCGCGGAACGACCACGAGAGCCUGCUUGCCAAGUGGCAGAACAAAAGCAUGGACAACCUGAUCGAGCUGCACAACAAGGCUCCGGUCUGGAACGAUGACACCCAGUCCUACGUCCUCAACUUCCAUGGCCGGGUCACUCAGGCGUCCGUGAAGAACUUUCAGAUAGUCCACGAGAAUGACCCCGACUACAUAGUCAUGCAGUUUGGGCGUGUGGCCGAUGACGUGUUCACACUGGACUACAACUACCCGCUCUGCGCCCUGCAGGCCUUUGCCAUCGGACUUUCCAGCUUUGACAGCAAGCUGGCGUGUGAAUAGAGGAGGCAGCCUGGAGCCCGGCUUUCUCAGCACAGA
Messenger RNA from Tupaia belangeri chinensis (Chinese tree shrew), 1384 nucleotides. It is a transcript of the gene TULP3, whose product is annotated as TUB like protein 3. Lineage: Eukaryota; Metazoa; Chordata; Mammalia; Scandentia; Tupaiidae. Gene Ontology annotation, biological process: protein localization to cilium. The record is from RefSeq and is a predicted model, not a curated record. Gene Ontology annotation, cellular component: cilium.